Nerophis lumbriciformis (worm pipefish) is the source of this 3423-nucleotide messenger RNA. NCBI's taxonomy places the organism in Eukaryota, Metazoa, Chordata, Actinopteri, Syngnathiformes, Syngnathidae. The record is from RefSeq and is a predicted model, not a curated record.
AUGGAGCCGAACUCACUCAAGUGGGUGGGCUCGUCUUGCGGCUUACACGGACCCUAUGUAUUCUACAAAGCCUUUAAAUUCGCGAGCCGGGACGCCGAGGCUCGGAUCCUGUCGCUGGGGGACUUUUUCUUGGUGCGCUGCAAGCCGGACGAGCCCGUGUGUGUCGCCGAGCUGCAGCUUCUCUGGGAGGAGAGGACGAGCAGGCAACUUUUGUCCAGCUCCAAACUUUAUUUCCUACCAGAGGACACUCCCCAUGGACGCGAUGUCUCCCACGGAGAGCAUGAAGUGAUUGCCGUGUCAGAGAAGGUGAUCGUGCGCCUCCAGGACUUGGUCAAAUGGACGGUGCCAAACUUCUCAGAAUGGACCCAUGGUCUAAAGGCGGAGCCCCUCAAGGCCUCGGUGCUGCGUGAGCUGGGGACCAACGGACGGCGUGAGGCCCUUCACCGUUACCGUGAGAGUACACUCACCAGUGGACUCAACUUCAAGGACGUCCAGCGGGAACGGGCACGCCUUGGCCAGGAAGAGGACGGCAGGAAGGUACUGGUCCUUAGCUACCCGCAGUACUGCCGCUACCGCUCGGUGCUUGUCCGACUCAGGGAACAGCCCACCUCUCUCCUCCUCAACCACACGGUGUUGGCACUGGGUGGCAUCGCGGCGCUGGGUGGCAACACCCGGAUUCUGUAUUGCCGUGACACCUUUGAGCAUCCCACGCUGCUGCAGAACGAGAGCAUCUGUGACCAGUUUGCUCCCAACUUGAAGGGACGUCCCCGCAAGAAGAAGCUGUCUAUCUCGCAGAGGAGGGACUCCCAUGGCUGCAUCACAGUGACAGCUCUGGACCCCAAUAGCCUGGAGACCAAAACUCACAAGGUCAAAGCGAGCUGUAAAGCGUUAGCCAAUGGCAAGUUGAGUUCCGGAAAGCUUAGUUCCAGCACCAAACAUAAAGCCAGUGUUGGUCUAAGCAGGAAGCUUGUGGCACCUGAAGAAAUGCAGCGACUGAAGGAGAUGGUAGAGGAAAGGAGCGAGCAGGAGGAGAACAGGCAUCCAUCUUCCUUGGCCUCCCUGCAACUAGAGGAGGAGGAGGCAACCAUAGCUGCAAUUGUGGCGUCGUCAUCCUUAUCGGAGGAAAGUAGGGAGGAUGAGCAGGCCUUCCUGGUCGAGCUCUAUAAGUACAUGAAGAAGAGGGACACACCAAUCGAAAGGAUCCCCUUCCUUGGCUUCAAACAGAUCAACCUCUGGACCAUGUUUCAAGCGGCUCAGAAGCUUGGAGGAUAUGAGCUGAUCACGGUCCGCAGGCAAUGGAAGCACGUGUACGACGAGCUGGGCGGCAACCCGAGCAGCACCAGUGCCGCCACGUGCACGCGGAGGCACUAUGAGAGGCUUCUCCUCCCGUAUGAGAGGCACCUCAAAGGCGAGCAAGACAAGCCCCUACCCCUGACCAAACCCCGCAACCAUGAGAAGGCCACGUCCGCCAAAGCCAAAGGUGCUGGGGUCAAGAAAGCCAAGGGCUCGAGCGGUGCCAAGCAGGCCAGAAAGGAGCGCGUGGAGGCGGCCAAAGCCCAGCAGGAAUCACAGGAUUCCAAGGUCAAAGGGGAAGUGACCACAAAGCUUGAACUGCCAGCUGUGGAUGAACCCAUCAUCAUCGAGGAGGAGGAGGAGGAGCUUCACGUCACACUUAAGAAGGAAGAGUCAUUAGCAGGGGAGAUGCCCACGCCAAUGUGCUUCAAAGAGGCUGACUCCAGCAGGGCCCCGCUGGCCACUCGGCCCCUCCAUGCUGGAGCCCAGCCGGAGUGGCGGAAGAUCAGUGAGGUCCUUCAAACCGCCAAGACUGAGGUGCACCUGGUCACCAAAAGCACCUACUUGCCUCACCUGUGGGACCAGAACAAACCCCCCGGACAUUUUGCGCUGCCCGAGUCCUCCUCUCGGGACAAAGACUCCUCGGAUAGUCACGGUGGAAGAGUAGGCAAGGUGUUAUCCAUGUGUAAACAAGAUAGGCAAUCCAUAGACUUGAGUACAGAUUCUUUCCCGGAGAAGGAAGACUACGGGGUGAUCCAAAAAGAUAGCCCCGCACAAAUGGCUGCCUACUGCAAAACUGGCCAAGGCGUCAUGUCCCCUCUGGCCAAAAAGAAGCUCCUCUCUCAAGUGUGUGAGUCUACGUCCUUCUCAUUUGUAUCUUCUCUCCAGCCUCCUAUUGCUCCCGAGAGAGAGACUGAAAAGAGGAAAAGCGAGGAGGACGGCCAGAGGCAACACGCGUCUGACAAUGUCCCAGAGGCGGCGCCAAUCUUCAGGCCAUCGGUCAUUCAUCAUGCGCAGAGCAGCAAGCCUCAGCAGGAGAGGAGCGUCAGCCACAUCCUGCCGCCUCACGUUAGUGCCCCAUGGCAGCCAUAUCUCACCAGGACGAAGGACCGUGAUGCUGUGGAGAACACCUCAGAAAAGCUUCUCCAGUCUCGGAGCUUUGCAGGGGACUGUUACUCGUCCCCACACCUGCACAGUCUGUACAGACAAACUGAGAAUUGCCUGAGCCAGGACCGAAUUGCCGGAUACUCCAACGGAGAGCGACAGGAGCGCUUUGUCCGGGACCGCGAGGGGGAGCAGGGUUUCGUUUGCUGUGGCCUGGAGAAAGAAGGCCUGGCUUACAGAUCGCACUACAGUGACGAAGCGCAGACUCGAGGGGAGAGUAGAGAGGCUGAGGAUCAACCCAGGGACUUCACCAUUUCCAAACCACUUUCUCAGAGGGUGUCCACAGUCUCCAAACCUUCCUUUUGCGGUCUCCCUUACUCAAUCGUGCACCAGGGCUUGGACUCGCACCCUAAGGGGUGCAGAGUUCCCGCCAUGACAGUCUCACCUCCCAAGCAGGACCCAUCUCCAACCUUUCCGAAUCCCAAGUCUUUAUCUGAAUCAUCCCUCGCCAGCCCCGUCCGACCGAGCAAACGGAGUGUCGGGGAGGCGGAGAUUGAGGAGGCACCAGAGAGGAAGGUCCGUGUGGUGACGCCCAUCCACCCUGCUUCUGCCGUUCGACGGAGCGACCCAGAGGAACUGAAACCUGCCGAGCCGGCCCAUGCCGUUCACCUCAACAACCACCCGCCCGAGGGCCACCCCGCCACCACCUACACCCUGUCUCAUGCCGCACCCCUCUACGCCGGCAUGUACCCGCCCGGCAGUCUUGUGUCACAGAACAGACUCCAGCAGCACCCUGGCCUGCAGUACCUAAAGAGCCAGUCGGCAGUGUCCCCACUCGUUCCCCCCUUAGCCUUUCACUCCAUGAUGCUCCACAGGCAGCUUCUGGCCUCCGCCCCCAGCCCGCACCACUUCUUCAGGCACCCUGGCGGAGCAGCCCUUUAUGGGGACCUGUUGCACCAACUGUACCCGCUCUCCACCCUGCCCCAACCACAGCUGUCCUCAGUACACCCCAGCACUAGACUGUGA